Neocloeon triangulifer is the source of this 3766-nucleotide messenger RNA. RefSeq lists its product as uncharacterized. NCBI's taxonomy places the organism in Eukaryota, Metazoa, Arthropoda, Insecta, Ephemeroptera, Baetidae. The transcript is spliced from 20 exons. The record is from RefSeq and is a predicted model, not a curated record. Bases 169 to 3528 code for a protein of 1119 amino acids.
CGAGGGACGAGACGAGUAUCACGAGUACAGACAAACCGCAAAUUCUCGCAAAAAAGCUCUUGAAUUUUCGGUCAUUCCUCAACGCCUUUCACGCAGCUGCAAAUUUUCGUUCUGCAGUCGCAGUCAUUUGACGCAUUUCGAUUCUGCACUCACUUUUGUUAAGCAGCCAUGGAGGGCUCUUCCGAUAGCUCCGAGGGAGAAGAUAUAAAUGAUAUAAAUAUUGAUCCUUUACAUCGUCGUUCUGGUAAUGGAGGUGAAAGAUUUGCAGUCAGUGCUUCGUCAGGGAGAGCAGGGAGCACUACUGAAGAUGUCAGUAGCGCUGCUCGUAGCAGCGUGAACAAAACUCAGAUAAGUGUACCUGAGGAGGACAGUGACAUGGCUGGAGACAGUGAAGAUGGAGACCACUUAUCGAUUGACGAUUCUCAUAACAACGAAGAUGUCCGGUCAGACAAUGAUUCAGAAGAGCCUGUUGAGGACCAGGACGAUCCGUUUGAUUCAGAUCUCUCCGCCGAAGAAGGGCAGGAAGAAUCUCUGGGUCAAGCGGAAAUCGCAGACAUGGAAGUUGAUGCAGAUGAUGAACCACCAGUUGCUCCACAAAAUGCUAAGGCCAAGCCAGAGCCCAUCAUAAGUAUUGACUCCUUGAUUAACCAUCCUGAUUGUCCAGAAAUCUUUAAAUUUUUGGCGGAUCCAGGGUUCAUUAAUUCACAAGUUUUUGAGGUGGCAAAAACCUUUGUGAUAAAUGCAAAUGAUUCACACAUCUUUCCACUUGAGAAACAAAGGGAGCUAAUCAAGAUAGUGAUGUUUGCCAUGGGACACACCAAAUGGUCAAUUGCAGACUGUGGUUGGACACUUAAGACAGUUAACGAUGCAGGUCAUAUGCUGAACAGUGCUUAUCAGGAAAAUAAUUUUAUGCCCUUGCUGGAGUUGAAUGAUGAAGGUUCAAAGUGGUUACAAAUCAAAUUGUGCAAUUUCCUCUACGGCAUAACAGAUGCUGCCAUGUUUGCCAAUCCAGAUGGAGGAGGCAAAUUGUUGUUGGAAUUUCUGUACAAGUUUGCCAAAAAACUCACAAACUCUUUUGCCUGCUAUGCCAGAUAUACAGGUAUCUGCAUAGUCAGAGCUGUGAUGCGAGUGCUUCUAAAGUAUCUCAAGCGUCAAUCAAGAAGCCUGUCACUAUCAAAGAGAUCGGGAACUGCCACUGUAGAAGAUGAAUCGUAUGUUGACUACCUGCUGCAGAAAGUGAAGCAAUUCCUUUUCCUGCUUUACAACGGCAUGGAUGAUAUGAAUGUUACCAAUCGAAUUGAAAGCUUUGAAGAGGUGAUCAAUCUCAUGGUCCGAUAUCCUACAGCCAUCAUCAUCGACCGUACAAUUAAAGGGCUCACUAAUUGCUUAUUCUCCAGGAAUCAAAAAGAGAAAGAAUCUGCUGUUUUGUGCUUCUCUGCGUCAUUUUCUAAGCUGGCUGACAGAUCGGACAAAAUUAAAAACUUUAUGAUGGAAUGUGGAAAGUAUUUUACUCCAAACCUCAGAAAAAAUGGAGACGUGUAUGAUGCCACUGUACAUCUUUUGAAACUAGCCUAUGAACGAGGUUGGCUCCCAGAAGAAGAUGCAGACUAUAUCAACAUAGUCUUAAAAGAACACUUGUUCAAUUCCACAAAGGGCAUUGCCAAAAGAGCGGGAAAAGCCUUCGUGGAGCGCAGCGAUGGCAGCAACAUAGUUCUUAAUUUGGCCAACAUUCUUUUUGAAAACAAGGAGAGACUGGAUGAAGCUAUCAAUGUUGUUCCUCAAGUGGCGCAUGGCAUCACUUACAUCAUGAUUGAAGAGGCUGUUGAGAGUUUGACUGCUGAUGACAUUGAUCUCCUUAAAUCGUCCUAUGUGAUUAAAACUCUCACUUGUGUGCUCAGUAAUUAUAAGCCAGCGCCUAAAGAAAGGAAAGGGAAAGUGCAAAUGCUAAUUGCUAGGAAACUGCCUGACCUGGUUGAGCAGUUUAAAUAUGACGAGUCAUUGACAUUCACUGUUUUGAAACUUGCUGAGAAAAUCACUCCAACUGUUGGAAAAAAUUGUGGAAAGGUGAUUGCCAAGCUCAUCAAAGAUUGCAUUCAAAAUGAAGAAUACUUGAAUGAAACUCUGCAAGUCUUGGAAAAAUUUAAAAAUCUGAAGGAGGUGGAAGACGUUUACCAAGAGUGGUUGGAUGAUAUGCGCCAGUCCAUGGAGGAAUUCUCCAAUAACAUACGCAACAUCCUAAGCAGUGAUAGCGAAGACCUCGAGACUUACACGACCAUCUUCGGUAAAGCCAAAAGCAGCUUGAAUAUACUCAGUGGAGCCUUUGAUGACCUGCUGUUGACCUGCAAAAACUUGUCUCAUAAAUUGGCUACUGAUCUUGAAGAAAACUCUGCUGAUGCACAGAUCAACGAAGAUAUGAUCAUUGCCUUGGUGAAUUUGGAAUUUUGUGCUUACGUAAAAUUUGAUACCCUCAAAUGUAACGGGCAAGCAUUCAAAGAACAUUUCCCUGACAAAUCUCACAAUCAAGUUGUCAAAAGCAUUUCUGACUUUCGACAAAAAGCUGUGACUGGAUUUGAGGAACUUUUAAAUCUUGAUUGUCUGGAACCUUACAUUAAACUAUUGGUUCUAACACGGCUAUUUGGAGUAAUAAAAGUGGAUUGGGAAUAUUUGACAGAGACAGAAAUCAAUCAGGAUUUCCUCAUUGAGUGCCUAAAUAACCUCCUCAUUGAUCCACCCAAGAGAGUAAAAGAUGCAGUACAAGAAGAAGUUCGAAGGGAAGCCUUUGCAUCUCUCUUUGGCAUUGACUGCCUGUACAAGUCUAAAAAAAUUAGCGCUGCAUUCUAUUUAGCUUUGGGCAAGAGUUCUGAGUCAAGUUAUAUGAGAGAGCCCAUGCUUGAUGCUUGGAGGAAGUUGUUCGGUGAGACAAUUCAAGUGAAGAAUAGUUCUGCCGAAGAGGAACACUUCAGUAUUUUUGCUUACCUUUUUGAACUAUUGAUGGACAUCGUACUUCAAAUCAUUAAAGAUCAUGAGGGUGCCAAACUUGAGGAGGUAGUUAUCUACAUCCAGAAGUCAACUGAGUUGGUGAUGAACUGCUUGCCAGACAGCAAUGAAUUUGUGCGAGUGAUUGUAAACGUUCAUGAUUACAUUUUGAGAUCUGCCGUUCAGGGCAAACCACAUUUUGAAGUGAUGCUGCGCUACUUUGCUGCCCCUAUGGUGGAUAUAUUGGAUGAGGAACGCAAGAAAUAUCUGCAGAAGAAAUAUAAAAAUUCUCUCAACGAAAGUCAUGACUUUCAUUUUUACAACGAAGCGCUUACAAGUGGCUUUCAUGCUGCAGUUUCGUCUGAAAACGAGCAGGAGACACCUGCUCUACACAGAGCCAAAAGAACAGUUGCUUCUUCCACACCAUUGCCAGGAGCCCGUGUCCCUGAUGUUUUAAGCAGUGCACCUGAUUUGUCUGCUGUCAUUCAUUCACCACCAGAUGAUCCGUAUCUUUACACUGAUACUGACAAUGAGGAUUUAACUGAUACAUGAUUUCUUUACAGCUUUUUCAAAAUAAAACUUAAAAUAAUAUUGGUAAAAAUUGCAGAACAGAUAUAUAUCAUUAAAAAUUUUUGUUUUACUUAUUAGAAAUGUCUAUGUUGAAAUUAUUUUUGUAGCAAUGAUAUUAGACAAUUUAAUGAAAAUCUAAAGACAAAAUUUUCUCUACUAAAGUUUUCUGCUGUGAAAUAUUAAUGUUUGUCAUAGUUCUAACUUUCUGUCAUUAUAUCAU